Messenger RNA from Ziziphus jujuba (common jujube), 3158 nucleotides. Its product is annotated as G-type lectin S-receptor-like serine/threonine-protein kinase B120. The record is from RefSeq and is a predicted model, not a curated record. The coding region runs from base 163 to 2775 and encodes 870 amino acids. Gene Ontology annotation, biological process: protein phosphorylation; recognition of pollen. NCBI's taxonomy places the organism in Eukaryota, Viridiplantae, Streptophyta, Magnoliopsida, Rosales, Rhamnaceae. Gene Ontology annotation, molecular function: protein serine/threonine kinase activity; ATP binding. The transcript is spliced from 7 exons.
AGGGUCAAAACCAAGGCAUUUCGUGAUGCAUUCCUUUUUGGUCUAACUUCUCAGCCUAGCCUAAAAUGGGCCGCCUUUGAAUUCCUUCCCUCUCUAUCUCACCAAAUAUUGACUCCUUCUUCUUCUUCUUCUUCUUCUUCUGGAUUUACUUUAUGCAGCUGAAUGCUUUGCUCUGCUGCAGCUAUGGCAGAUUGUCAAAUCGGAACCAUCCCAUUUUCUGUUUUUCGUUUCGUCUUCUUCAUUCUUGUUUCCAGCUCUCUUACUCUGUUCUGCUCUGCAGCUGAUACAAUUACUCGAAACCAAACUAUAAGAGACGGCGAGACCUUGGUCUCCAAAGGGCAGAACUAUGAACUGGGUUUCUUCGGCCAUGAAAAUUCCACGUCUCGGUUUGUCGGAAUAUGGUUCCGAAACAUUACAGUGAAAACAUUCAUAUGGGUUGCAAACAGAGAAAACCCAGUUUCUGAUAAAGCCGGAGUUCUAACAAUUGGAAGCGAUGGUAAUCUGGUUGUUCUGGACGGGAAUGGCAGACCACUCUGGUCGAGCAACGUUAGUCUAUCGUCGGAAAACUCCACGGCAAAACUCGAUGAUGAUGGAAGUCUUAUUCUCACAAGCAGCGACGGUAAGAGCCAUUGGCAGAGUUUCGAUUAUCCAACGGAUACGUUUUUGCCGGGCAUGAAAGUUGUAGUAAAUCGUUUAAAAGGAGAGAAUCGUGCUUUUACUUCAUGGAAAGCCGAAACCGAUCCUUCACCGGGAAACUAUUCGAUGGGUGUUGAUCCACGUGGGUCACCUCAGAUAGUGAUUUGGGAGGGAUCAAGAAGGAGGUGGAGGAGCGGACCAUGGAACUCACUGACUUUCAAUGGCAUUCCCAAUAUGUCUUCUGCUAAUUUGUUGUAUGGGUUUAGGCUUUCCAACGAGGAGGAGGAUGAAAGCAGGUAUUUCACUUAUACCCCUUUGAAUGUUUCGGAUAAAAUGAUGUUUCGGAUUCGGUGGGAUGGGUUUGAAGAGCAGCUACGGUGGGAAGAAGAAAAUAAGAAAUGGAGUGUAAUGCAGUCGCAGCCGGAUAAGAACAACGAUUGUGAGCUUUACAAUAAAUGUGGGAAUUUCGCUAUCUGUAGCUCUUGGGAAUCGCCUAUUUGCAGUUGUAUGCAAGGUUUUGUGCCGAAAAAUUGGGAAGAAUGGAGGAGGGGAAAAUGGGAAGAAGGAUGUUCUAGGAGGACACCAUUGCUGUGUCAAAGAAAUAGCACUGGAACGCAGGAAGGCGGUGAUGAAGAUGGAUUUGCAAGUGUAAAAUGUGCCAAAUUGCCAGAUUUUGGAGAUCUGGUAAGGGUAGAUAACACGGAUAAUUGUAAGGGAAAGUGCUCGAGUGAUUGCAAUUGUACGGCCUACUCAUAUGUUAAUGGGAUCGGAUGCUUAAUAUGGAGUGGUGAGUUGUUGGACGUUCAGCAUUUUACAAAAGGUGGAAAUACUCUCUACAUUCGACUUGCGCAUUCUGAUUUAGGUGGGAAGAAGUCAUUGUCCACCGUUUUGAUUGUUACAAUAACUAUAGUUGGAGCAGUGUUCCUUGGACUUUUCAUCUGUUUAGCAUGGAGGUUCAAAUCAAAACUGAAAGUUUUGCCCUCCACUGCCACCUCCACGACUACCACUUCACUAGGCUGGAGGAGAAGCAAUGAAAUACCACCUUAUGAUGCAAGCAAGAGUGCAGAAAUUUCGACAGAGCUCUCAGGACCAGUUGACCUUGGUAUAGAAGGCAAUCAAGUAAAUGGACCAGACUUGCCAAUGUUCAAUUUUAAUUGUAUAGCAGCUACUACAAACAACUUUUCUGAAGAAAAUAAACUUGGACAAGGAGGAUUUGGUCUUGUGUACAAGGGAACACUUCCAGGGGGACAAGAAAUUGCUGUCAAGAGGCUUUCAAGAAAGUCAGGCCAAGGCCUGGAGGAGUUUAAGAAUGAGAUUAUUCUGAUUGCUAAAUUACAACACAGAAAUCUUGUCAGACUUUUGGGCUGCUGCAUUCAAGGAGAGGAAAAGAUGCUGCUCUAUGAAUAUAUGCCAAACAAAAGCUUGGAUUCUUUUAUUUUUGAUUUGGAUAAGCAAGCAUUACUAGACUGGAAAAAACGCUAUACCAUUAUUGAAGGCAUUGCACGAGGGCUCCUUUAUUUGCAUCGAGAUUCAAGGCUUAGAAUAAUUCAUCGAGACUUAAAGGCUAGCAACAUUUUGUUAGAUGAAGACUUGAAUCCAAAGAUUUCCGACUUUGGCAUGGCAAGAAUAUUUGGGGGGAACCAAAAUGAAGCGAACACAAACCGAGUAGUUGGCACAUAUGGCUAUAUGGCACCUGAAUAUGCAAUGGAAGGUCUCUUUUCAGUGAAGUCGGAUGUAUAUAGCUUUGGGGUAUUGCUAUUAGAGAUUGUGAGUGGCAGGAGGAACAUUAGCUACCGUUCGACUGAAUAUGCAAGUCUUCUUGCAUAUGCAUGGCAACUUUGGAGUGAAGGAAGAGCAGCUGAACUCAUAGAUGCUUCAAUUGCAGAAACAUGUUCCAGAAAUGAAGUGUUGAGAUGCAUACAUGUAGGGAUGCUAUGCGUGCAAGAUUCUCCAGGUUAUAGACCAACCAUGUCAUCUGUGGUGUUGAUGCUGGAGAGUGAAACUGCAAAUCUUCCAUUGCCAAGACAACCCACAUUUACUUCAAUGAGGGGCCAUAUUGAUUCAGAUUUAUUUUCCGAAGGCUAUGAAAACGCAUCCUUAAAUGAUAUGACAGUAACAAUGGUGGUUGAUGGGAGAUAGCCCAAGGUUGAUACUUCUUAAAAAAAAAAAAAAAAAAUGUUUGAAUAUACAUGUUUAUAUGCUUUACGGUUUUGGUUAUAUAUAUCUAUUGAUGAGUGAUUUUUGAAUUUCACUGCUUUUUUUUUUAUUAUUAUUUUUUUAUUUGGGUUACUAGUCAAGUUGGCAGGAAUAUAGAAAACAUAGAGGUUAGGUUCGAAUUAUUUGUGGAAUCUGUAAGUGUCAUAUUUAUAAAUAUAAUUGUAUAUGGAAAUCUUUUACUCGAUCAAUGUAGGGACCGAUAUUCUCGUUUUUGGUAAUUACAGACCGUUGUAUGAAUGCAUUAAAAUUUACAUGUAAAUAUACGAACAGAUAAUGGAAGAUUGAGAACCAGAGUAUUGAUUAUA